ACUUACCUAUAUAUGCAUAUAUAUUUGUAUAUUGUGUUUGUCGUUUUUGUCUAUAAUGCAUUUUCCGGCCAUUGGCGAUUUCUAUCAACGUUUGCUUUUUCUUCUGCCGUUUUCUGCAAAUUUAUUGCCGGAGGGCCUACGCUUUAGCUAUGAUGAACCCCAGAAAUGGCAAUACAGCUAUCCACAGUGUGGCGGCUCCGAACAGUCGCCCAUAGCACUCAACCCGCACAAAGUGAUACCCAUUGGUUUGCCGCCAUUGUACUUUGGUUUAUAUGACGAGCCCUUCGAUGAGCUCUUGAGCAUUAGAAACAAUGGACACACAGUUGAGUUCGGUGUGCCGCCGACAGUGUUUGGAGAACGUCCCUAUUUGACGGGCGGCCUUCUGAGUGACUUUUAUGAGGCGAUGGCCGUCCACUUCCACUGGGGCUCAUCUCAAAGCAAGGGCUCGGAGCAUUUGAUAAACGGUCGUCGCUACGAUCUGGAAAUGCACAUUGUUCACCGCAAUACAAAGUACCAGAGUGACGAGGAGGCGAGAAAUCAAACCGAUGGCAUCGCCGUACUCGCCGUGCUCUUUAAAGUGGUGAAGACAGACUAUUUGUAUUACCAACCUGGUCUGAAUGAAAUCUUUGGAUCGCUGUUACAUCUGGGAGAGUUUAACAACAGCUAUACGCCAGCCGCAUUCCUCACACUUGGAUCACUGCUGGGUAAUUUGGACAGGGGCAACUUUUAUGCCUACAAAGGUUCAUUGACAACGCCGCCCUGUUCGCCAGCUGUGUUGUGGCAUGUCUUCGCCGAGGUGCUGCCCAUUUCCCAUCGGGAAUUACCAAAGUUUUGGCAGCUCCGGGAUCGCCUUGGACGACCUCUGCUAAAUACCUUUCGACCAUUGCAAUCAGUGGAAGCGCGGCAGGUGUUUCAGCGUCGCCCCAUCGUGGAAUAUGCGUGGUUAUAAUAUAUGUUACAAAUUUAUUGCCAAAAAAAAAGAUAAAAGUG
This is a messenger RNA of Drosophila grimshawi, 990 nucleotides long. RefSeq names its product carbonic anhydrase 15 (gene CAH8). The transcript has 4 exons. The coding region runs from base 56 to 949 and encodes 297 amino acids. Lineage: Eukaryota; Metazoa; Arthropoda; Insecta; Diptera; Drosophilidae. Gene Ontology annotation, cellular component: cytoplasm. Gene Ontology annotation, molecular function: carbonate dehydratase activity; zinc ion binding. The record is from RefSeq and is a predicted model, not a curated record.